CGUAAACAACUUGGUAGUAAAUUGCAAUUUGCCGCUUUAAUUAACCGAAAAUGUCCAUGCAAAAGGCCAAAAUCAUAGACCAGAAGGAGUACCUCAAGAAGUACCUCUCCGGCGACAAGGAGAAGAAAAAGAAAAAGAAGGAGAAGAAGCACAAGAAGGGUGCCAAGGUGAAAAUCAUCGAUGACGAUGCCUACGAGAAGGAUGACCAGGAGGUGGACGAGGAUCUGCUGCUGGGCGGCGAGGAUGCGCCGCAAAUUGUAGGCGAGUACAUCGAGGACGACCCCAAUGUGCGCAGCAAGUGGCGCAACAUUGCCGUCAAGGAUGAAAGCAAGGAGGAGGAGGGCCAGGAAUCUUCACCAGCAGCGCCUGCCACUCGCAUCAAACAGGAGCCCCUGGAUGAGGAGCACGAGAUGUGGGGACGCAAGCCAUCCGUAGCUAAGGUCAAAGAUGAGUUCUCACCCUCUAGGCGAAUCAAGCAGGAGAAACGCAGCAGCUCCAGAGAUUUGAGUCCAACGAGGUCGAGAAAGCCACCGAAACGCGAGCAAAGUCCUCGCAGGAGGAGCAGGGAUCAAUCCCCAAGUCGCCGAAGGGCGGCUAGCUCAGAUCAGAGUCCUCCCAGAAGAGGAAGAUAUGCAGAUCAAUCACCGCCACGCAGAAAACGUAGAGAUUCCGAUCAGAGUCCAGCCAGAAGAAGGCGAGAUUCGGAUCAAAGCCCUCCAAGAAAGCGAAAGGAUAAGCAAUCACCGACUAGAAGGAGAAGAGAUUCCGAUCAAUCUCCACCCAGACGUCGCAGAAGUAACUCCGAUCAGAGUCCGCCCAGGAGACGUAGAGAUAAGGAUGCUUCCCCACCUAGAAGGAGAGCAGACUCCGGUCAAAGCCCGCCUAGAAGACGUAAAGCGGACGAUCAAUCUCCACCAAGGCGUAGAAGGAAAGACUCGGACCAAAGUCCGCCCAGAAAACGGAAAGGCGACGACCUAUCUCCAGUUCGGAAGAGAAGGGAUUCCGACCAAAGCCCACCCAGAAGACGUAGAGAUGACAAACAAUCACCACCAAGAAGGAGAAGGAACUCCGAUCAAAGUCCUCCAAGAAGACCUAAAGAUGAAGAUCAAUCUCCGCCCAGAAAACGAGACAAAUCUCCACGCAGGCGUCGCGACUCCGACCAAAGUCCACCCAGGAACCGUAGAUCCGUCAGCAGAAGUCGGGAUCAGAGUCCUGCGCCGCGAAAUCGCUUUAGGGAGGAGAGGAAAAGUCGCUGGGCCAAGGCAUCACCCAGCAAAUCAGCUUCGCCACCACCAACGCACAAACCCAAGUCAACCAAGACGCUAGAUGGCAAGAAGGCAGGUCUGCAGGACGCAAAAUCUCUUAAAAAGGAAACCGACGAGAGGCGGCGACAGGAACAUGACCUGUUCGAGAAAAUGUCCAGCGAGAUUUCUGGCCGCGAUGGAGAUGUACAGGUGCGCAGCACUCGCCGAAAGGGGCACAGGGCGCGGGAAGCAGCCAACGAGGAUCCCGCCGAGCGGAGCCGCAAGGAGGAGCACGAGAAGAAAAAGAAGGAGCUGUACGACCGCUGGGGCAAGGGCCUAAAGCAGAUAGAAGAUCGACAGUCCCGUCUCGAGGAGAUGGCCCAUGAAGCCUCCAAGCCGGUGGCUCGCUAUGCCAACGACGAGGACCUGGACAGGCACCUCCGCGAGCAGGAGCACGCCGACGAUCCCAUGCUGGAGUACAUGCGGCAGAAGCGCAAGAAACGCGAUCAGCAGGACAACAAACCGGUGAUGCCCAAGUACGAGGGCAGCUAUCCGGAGAACCGCUUUGGCAUACCACCAGGAUACCGAUGGGAUGGUGUUGAUCGGUCCAACGGCUACGAGCAGCGAUGGUUCGACAAGCAGAGCGAACGGCGGGCGGUGCAGGACGAGGCCUACAAGUAUAGCGUGGAGGACAUGUAAAUGUUCCCAGACAUUAUUUGUACACUUGUUGCAAUAAAGUUUGCACAACUGCCUGUAA
Messenger RNA from Drosophila subpulchrella, 2001 nucleotides. RefSeq names its product BUD13 homolog. NCBI's taxonomy places the organism in Eukaryota, Metazoa, Arthropoda, Insecta, Diptera, Drosophilidae. The record is from RefSeq and is a predicted model, not a curated record. Gene Ontology annotation, biological process: mRNA splicing, via spliceosome. The coding region runs from base 51 to 1943 and encodes 630 amino acids. Gene Ontology annotation, molecular function: RNA binding. The transcript has a single exon. Gene Ontology annotation, cellular component: RES complex; U2-type spliceosomal complex.